AUGCCGAAGAUACGGACGAGGCAGACGCCGCACAGUCUUUGGUUAAGGCAACGUGAGCUGGGGAUGAAAUUCCCCCUUGGCCACAGUGAUGAUUUUCACAAGACUCUUUACUCCUCCAUACAGCCCAUCACCUCGUGGGAUCACGGGGACAAUUUGACUGCCGCGAGGCAUGGCGGUGUGUUCAACCUGGAAUAUUCACCCGACGGAUCUCUCUUGCUGGCAGCAUGCGAAAAGAAGAGUAUUUUAAUGUUUGACCCUCUAUGCAGGAAGCUGAUACAUGCGAUAGACAAUGCUCAUAAUGACUGUGUCAAUUGUGUAAGGUUCCUGGAUCAACGCAUGUUCGCUACUUGCUCCGACGACAGUACCGUCGCUCUGUGGGACGCCAGAAACUUGAAGCAGAGGAUACGCACCCUUCAGGGACACUCCAACUGGGUGAAGAACAUAGAGUACAGUCCUAGAGAUAGUCUGUUGUUGACUAGUGGGUUUGAUGGUAGUAUAUAUACUUGGGAUAUUAAUAGCUUUACGGAAAAUAAUUUCGUCUACACUCGUGUAUUUCAUACAAAUGGACUGAUGCGAACGAGACUCACUCCCGACGCCAGCAAGAUGCUCAUAUGCACUACUUCAGGAUAUCUCAUCAUAAUACAUAAUCUUAAGCUUAGUACUCUGAGUCAGGAUUUGGCAGGAUUCAAGCCGAAUAUGUACAGACUAAUGCAACUGUCGCAAACGACCAUACCCGUCGCCGCCAGCUUCACGCAUCUGUUUGCUCACACUCGUACUCACAACAGAGUCGAGUUUCUCACCGAUUUCCCAGUGGGCGACGACGCCGAGGUGAUAUCCAGCCUGCAGGUGCAUCCGCAGGGCUGGUGCGCCUUGUCGAGGAACGUCAGCAACGGGGAAAAAUCGGAGUGGACCUGUAUCCACGACAUACAGGAGCGCGAGGUGUCGAAUGGGGAUCAAACCAAAGAGGGGGAGGAGGCCAGUACACACUUUAACGAAUUGACCGUCGAGGAGUUCGAGGAUUUCCACCAGCCGCAGCCGUCACGAUCGGGGAACACGUCUUCCUUUGUAAUAGAGAGUGCCAGUGCGAAUCGCGCGAGAAUAGUGCAGGACAUGCUGGACGCGAGAUCGAACUCGUUCGAGUCGUCGAUCCGCGUGUCCGCGGACGCGGCGCCGUCGUCGGUGCGAUCGUCGCCGAGGGCGAGCUGGCAGGCGACGACGCGCAGGAACCUGCGACUGCAGUCGAGGGGCCCGCGCCCGUACAUAGACCGGAGCACGGUGAGGACGAAUUUCGUCGACGUGGUCGACGUGAACUCCGGCGCGAGUUCCGCCACCGAUUCCGCCAGGAUCCACAACGACGACAGGUCGGACGAGCAGUACGCGGACGAGAGCAACGACAACCACUCCGUGCACGACCAUGCGUCCGCCGACGAGAGGGAUCGGGAAGGAUCCGCGCGGGAGUACCGAUCCCCCAGGCCGCACUCGCAGCUCAACGACCUGCGGCGGCGCAACGUGAUCGACAACUUUUCCACCGGCAACAUGGAGCUGCACGUCAGCUCGACCGACGUGUGGGAAGCGCUGGUGGCGAUCAGGGAGGCGCGGCUCCGCAGGGAGCGCGAGCGCGAGUUCUAUCCCGGUGGCCGCGAGUGGUUCCCCAGCCGGCCGAACAGCGCCGUGGGCGUGAACCUGCCGCGGUCGUCGCACACGGUCGUGAUAAUCGGCGACCGGAGCCGCGUGCAGACGCAGAACCGGCAGAACCUGCAGACCAUGUACGCGAUCCCGAGGAACCACAAGAUCCACCAGAAUACGCCCAGGUUGACGCACUACAUCGAGGAGCCGAACGUCGGCUCCGGCUACAUCAAGGAGCUGUGCUUCUCCGCUGACGGCCGGCUGAUAUGCUCGCCGUUCGGCUACGGCGUGCGGUUGCUCGCGUUCUCGAACAACUGCGACGAGCUGUCCAACUGCGUCCCGCCCGGCAACGAGUCCGUGCAGCUGCACGAGCUCGCGACGCACAUCGGCCACUCCGACAUCGUCGUCAGCACCAAGUUCUCGCCGAAGCACUAUCUACUGGUGUCCGGCUGCCUGAGCGGUAAAAUCGUCUGGCAUCAGCCGGUGGUUUAGCUAAAUUGAUUUACCUUAGACGCCUUGUUGUACUUUUCUCAUCGAUCGGACCCUCGGUAGAUAGAUAGGCCGCUUUAUAUGAAAUCAAAUCGAUCUUUAUAAGAGAGGUAGCACCGACUUGCGUGCUAAACGAUGAAUGUUUUUGUUGAUUAUGUUUUUACUCGAUAUGUAUAUGGCUUUUUAACGUUAUUCAAUAUGUAUACCAGUCCCCAUAUUUUCUACUACUACUGCGUAUUACACUUUCUACCUUGAUAAAGCCUAAUCGAGUUUUGCAAUAUAUUUAUUUUACGUUUAGAUCGUAGGGAGGGGAGGAAGUCGCUCUUGCUGUGUCUCCGUACGCACGCACGCAUCGUGUGUACAUACACACGAUGACGAUUACGUGAUUUGUGCGCGUACGCAAAGCGUGAUAAAGUGUAUUAUACAAGCAAUUAUAACGUUUAAUAACCGCCGUUCCCGGCGUUAUUUAAUGAAUUAUAUGGGCAAUGGUAUAAUGACAAUCGACGAGAAUAUAUGCAAUCGUGUUGACAAUUUUAGAAAAUUAAUUUCUAUUAUUAAUUAUAUUAUCUUUUAUGUCAUGUAAAAUCUUUUUUUUUUAUAAUUUAUUUUUGAGCGAUUAAUCGAACGAGUAUUAAAUCGAAUAUUACAAAGUAGGAGCUAUUAUUUUUAAUUGUAAUGAUUGUCUUUCUUUAUGCGAGCUUUUUCGGAGUUACGAUAGAGUGUACUCUUCUGGAUUAUUAGUGCGGAAUGUUCUGCCUGCAGUUCUCAGCAUCGAUUUGCAAAGUCUCAAUCAAACUCGUUUGAAAAGCGUCCAUCGCGAUAUCAUAAAUAUGAGGCGCAAGGUAUCAGGAUAUUUGGACUAUAUCUUGAAUUUUAUCGCGCAAGUGUAAAGCAUUUCUUGUGAUGCAGUGAGAACAAUUAACACCAAUAUUUAAUUAGGAUCUUUUUAUUUCACAUUAUCAGCGAUCAUUAUACAUUACUGACCAAAGAUUUCGAAUGUUUCCGAUUCACGUAAGGAUUGAAUUUGAUAAAUUUUAGUUGAGACGAACAACUAAGGUCAAGGAAAUUUUUGUUGAAACGUUUAUUGUAAUCUUUAUUGUAGCGCGCUGAACACUUCCUGUACGAUCAUAUCUGUACGUUUAUUUUGUUAAACCGACAAGAUCUGCAUUCGAUGCAUAAUAAAUUUCUUAAUGCCAACAACAAUA
Ooceraea biroi (clonal raider ant) is the source of this 3320-nucleotide messenger RNA. Its product is annotated as DDB1- and CUL4-associated factor 10. Gene Ontology annotation, cellular component: Cul4-RING E3 ubiquitin ligase complex. Lineage: Eukaryota; Metazoa; Arthropoda; Insecta; Hymenoptera; Formicidae. The record is from RefSeq and is a predicted model, not a curated record. Gene Ontology annotation, molecular function: protein binding.